GAAUUACAGCUGUCCUUGUGCAACUCCAUACGGUCCAAAAAGAGGAGAUUGACUCUCGCUUCAAAAUUGGCAAUUUCUAUAUGUAGUGGGCUUUUAGGGGUAUCUUUUAUGUUGUGCAUUCUAUAUAUUUGUUGGUAUAGAAAGGCAGAAAAAGAUCUUUCUUCCGUUUCACUAAAAAAAUCACUCUUGAAAGUAUCUUGUCAAACUCUUCUCAAAGCUACUGAUGGAUUGUCUUCAGGAAAUUUAAUUGGUGUUAGUAGUUUUGGGUCUGUGUAUAGAGGAAUUCUUGAACAUGAUGGAACAAUUGUUGCCAUGAAGGUACUCAACCUCCAGUGUCAUGGGGCUUCCAAAAGUUUCUUAGCCAAGUGUAAGGCCUUGAGGAACAUUAAACAUCGCAAACUUGUUAAGGUACUGACCGCAUGUUUAGGUGUUGAUUAUUAAGGUAAUGAUUUUAAGGCUCUGGUUUAUGAUUUCAUGGUAAAUGGAAGUCUGGAGGACUGGUUGCAUCCAGUCACGGGACUGGAUUUGUUGCACAAUGAACCAAAGAAACUAGGUCUUCAUCAGCGAUUGAACAUUUCUAUUGAAGUUGCAUGUGCAUUGGAUUAUCUUCACCAUGAUUGCCAAACACCAAUAAUCCACUGUGAUCUGAAGCCAAGCAAUAUUCUUCUGAAUGAGGACAUGAUUGGUCAUGUAGGCGACUUUGGGUUAGCAAGAUUCUUGCAAGAAGCCAACCAUAACUUCAGUGCAAAGCAAGGAAGCUCAACAGGAGUUAGAGGAACUAUUGGAUACACUGCUCCAGAGUAUGGUAUGGGAAACGAGGUGACAACAAAGGGAGAUGUGUAUAGUUAUGGCAUUCUCUUGUUAGAAAUGUUCACAGGGAAGAGACCCACUGAUGAUAUGUUCAAAGAUAGUCUGAACCUUCAUAAUUUCGUUAAAAUGGGUUUGCCUUAUCCAGUGGUAGAAGUUGCAGAUCCAAUGCUUCUUUGGGAAGUAGAAGAAAAAACUCUGGAUAUCAGAGUAAAAACCCAGGAGUUCUUGAUUUCGAUUUUGCAAAUUGGAGUUACUUGUUUUGCAGAGCUGCUGAAGGAAAGGAUGAACAUCAGUGAUGUUGUAGCUGGGUUGCAUUCUAUCAGGAGCAUUUUUCUUGCAACUGUACACUCAGAACAAAUUAUUUAA
Messenger RNA from Camellia sinensis, 1176 nucleotides. The record is from RefSeq and is a predicted model, not a curated record. NCBI's taxonomy places the organism in Eukaryota, Viridiplantae, Streptophyta, Magnoliopsida, Ericales, Theaceae.